AUGAGCCACGGCGACCCCCGACUGCUCUACUCGAUUGGCGGCAUCAGAGCCUACCACAUCCAGCAGGGCGAGGAGCAGCCCCUCACGCCUUCGGGCGCGCAGACGCUGUCGCUGCUGAUGGUGCCCACGAACUCGCCCUUCGCCGACCUCAGCAACGUGAACCCCCAGAACGAAGCGCCCGAGGAGGACUUCUACCUCCACCUGAACCUGCCUCCCGAGCUCGAUCUCCCGCUGCCCGCGACCACGCAGAUCUACCACCAGCCGCCGCGCAGCUACCUUAUCCCGCGAUGGGACCUGGGCCCCGACAGCGGCGCCUUCACGCGCAUCGAGUUCCCACCACUCGGCAGUGGACCCAACACGGUCACACAGGAGGAUAUCGACACGUUCGAGACGAUUCUCGCGCAGUGCACCGCCUUCCUCGAGCGCGCCCAGCCUCCACAGGCCAGUCGUGAUUCCAAGGGCGCCGCCAAGCCUUACAACCCCGCCGACUACGCGCCCGGCGAGGGAUACGCUGGGGGAUCCGGCAGGCACGGCGAGAUCGUGCUCGUCGACGAAGAGAAUGGCAGCGUGGUCGGCGAGUUGAGCAACGGAGCCCAGAUCAUCGAAGACCCGCGGCUGCAGCAGGGCUCCAAGACAGACCCCGUGGAGAUUGUCGUCUCUGCCGACGGUAAGAAGAUCAAGGUCCAGCCCGUGUCGGAGGACUACCUCGGCAUGGCCCGCCUGCCCGCGUAUAAGAAUUCCAGCAUCGUGCAGAACUCCGCCGCCGCCUCGCGCCUCAUCGUCACAGGCUCGACCUACAUCAGCAAUGCCCUGAUCUCCGGUGCCGAGACCUUCAUGAACAAGACGAAGCCGGCCGAGAAGCCUAUGGUCUUCAAGACAACUACGCACGAGCGCGUCCGCAAGAUCAACACCCUCACAACCAGCGUGGCAGGGCUCUCCUCGAAGACGGUCGGCGCCAUCACGAAGCAUGCGCAGAACUUCACCGCAGGCGCGCUGGGCAAGGGUCCACGAUCGGCCAAGGCAGUGCUGCCCGAUGGCACGCCAAACCCGGAUUACAAGCCUGGUCUACUCAACAAGUCCAUGAUAGCAUUCUCCACUGUUGCGGACGGCAUCGCCCACGGCGGCAAGACCCUGCUGACGCACAGCGGUGCUGCAGCCACCGCAGCCAUCGGCCACAAGUACGGCGCAGAGGCCGGCGGAAUCGCUGGAGACCUGGCUGGUGGUGUCAAGAACGUGGGUCUCGUAUACAUCGACGUGACUGGCGUCUCCCGCAGGGCCAUUAUCACGUCCGUGGCCAAGGGCAUGGUGGUCGGCAAAGUGCGCGACAAGAAGGGCGUCGAGCAAACGGUGCUGGUCGGAGGCGGUGAUGGCGGUGUCAUCAACGAGGCAGACCUCAUCCAAGGGAAGGGUGCCGAGAACAAUGGCAUUCCGCCUGGACAGAGCAGCGCCGGCCCCGCGGCGACGAUUGGCUAUGGCAACGCUGCACCGCCGAGCUACAAUGCUACCGGUAUAGGAGAGUCUCUUGAAGGACAGCCCGCAUACUACCCGCGCGAAAAGCGAUGA
Molecule: messenger RNA, 1563 nt
Organism: Paraphaeosphaeria sporulosa
Lineage: Eukaryota; Fungi; Ascomycota; Dothideomycetes; Pleosporales; Didymosphaeriaceae
Exons: 2
Coding region: 1-1563 (520 amino acids)
Biological process (GO): cell division
Cellular component (GO): plasma membrane
Source: RefSeq, a predicted model, not a curated record